Messenger RNA from Cydia strobilella, 2883 nucleotides. It is a transcript of the gene frj, whose product is annotated as lysophospholipid acyltransferase 7-like. The record is from RefSeq and is a predicted model, not a curated record. Gene Ontology annotation, cellular component: mitochondria-associated endoplasmic reticulum membrane contact site; membrane. The transcript has 7 exons. Lineage: Eukaryota; Metazoa; Arthropoda; Insecta; Lepidoptera; Tortricidae. Gene Ontology annotation, molecular function: lysophospholipid acyltransferase activity. Gene Ontology annotation, biological process: lipid modification; phosphatidylinositol biosynthetic process. The coding region runs from base 63 to 1511 and encodes 482 amino acids.
UAUUUCUAUUUUUAAUUAUAUUAUUAUUGAAUUUUUAUUGCUAACAUAUAAUUAGCCUCGAAAUGUGGGCCUUUUUGGCUAAGAACAAAAAUGAUAUUAUUUAUUUAUCGCUUCUAUUGUUCAGUGUUGCGAUAGGACCGUAUUAUCGGUCCAUUAAUUCAAUAAAUGCAAAAAAGUGGGCUGGAACUGGACUUGGAAUUCUGCUCAUUAUUAUUGUAUCGGGAUAUAAUGCUGUACAUCCUAUUUUCUCAGCUCUUCUUGGAAUUUUAGCUAUUAAACUGGCGACCGUAAAAUAUUGUCAUGUGGUCACAUUCUUCCUCAUGUUUGGCUACCUGUUUUUCUUCAGGCUAUCUGAUAAAUUUGGUUUCCCAUUACCAUCAGGACAAACCAAUCUCAUUGAGAUGAUAAUUGUUCUUAGAGUUGUGGGAGUAGCAUUUGAAAUGAACGGGUCUUGGUUAGCGGUGGGAAAGGCUAAGAAAAAGAACGAAGAAAAUAAAAGUGAAGUAAAGGAGACAGACAAGGAUGAUGAAUUUUUGGAAAUAAUUAACCCUAAUCUUGAAGACUUAUUUCAUUAUUCAUUUACCUAUGUUGGGUUGCUUACAGGUCCUUACUACAGAUACAGGACUUUUGAUGACUAUUUUAACUUGCCCUACAGCAAGUAUGCAGAUUGCCGGGGCGCCACAAUUAACACACUGAAGAUGGUGCCUUUGUACAUAUUCUUGUACCUGGCUAUGUCCAACAUCUGGCCAUUAGAGUAUGUCCUAACUGAAGAGCACAAUAACCGAAACUUCAUCUACCGUAUGAUGUAUCCAUGGGUUCUGUUCGCCGCGUUCCGCCAACGCAUCUACUCCGGCAUGACACUGGCGGAGAGUGUGUGUACGUCAGCUGGCGUCGGGGCGUAUCCUGUGGAAGGCAGGAAUAGGACCGGACAUGGACCUACUGUUGGAUAUUUGAAGCUCAAACAAAUGACCGAGGAAGAGGCAAAAAAAGCUCAAUAUGAUUUCAAAACCAUGGAUUCUAUGGAUGUAUGGGGCUGUGAGACCGUGGAGACACUGCGAGACUCCAUGAAGGUUUGGAACAAGCCUGUGCAGUACUGGGUCGCUAUGGUUGUCUACAAGAGGUUCCCUGUUAAACCUCUCAAGAUUCAUGCAGCGCUGUUUGUGUCUGUGAUAUGGCAUGGAUUCCAUGCUGGGUAUUUUUUCUGCAUUUAUGCUUGCUCCUUUUAUUUGAUGGCCGAAGAUAUUUACUACAAGCUGUACUACAAGGAAGCCACUGGAAUGAAAAAGAAGAUAAUUGGAUUUGUGAUGUGGUUCUUAAGGUCCCACUCCGAGUCAUAUCAAGGGGCCGCUUUCCUUCUGCUCACCUUUGAUCGAAUCUGGAUAUACUAUUCAUCUAUGUACCACUACUGGUAUGGAGUGUGGCUCGCAUUCCUUUUACUGGGUAUUGUUUUGAAUAAAACACAAAAGCGUAAACUCAAGAAACUACAAGAGAAAUCAGACAAUAGUAUAUAGUCGGAAGAAAAACUAAAGGAAAAUUGAUAGAGAUUAAUAUCUCAUAGAGAUUUAGACAAAUUAUGAUUUUUGUAUAGGUCUAACCGUUUUUUUGACUUUAUUUUUGGUUUUUUUUAUGAGAUUGCUCAAGAAAUUGUUUUGGUAAUUUUAAGAUUUUUAUGUAUUUUUUUAAUUUUUAUUUUCUUUUAUAUCAAUAUCGAAUGUUGCAAAUAGUUGGUAAGUAACAAAUGAGAUUUUUAAAUUUGAGAUUGUUUCUGUAUACAGGCUAAAGCAAUGUCGACCAAUAAUUCUCUCCACUGAUAAAAAUAAAUGUUUAUGAAUUUAUAAAUCAUUGUUAAGUAAUGGUAGUAUUAGUCGUGAUAGUUUAUGAUACAGCAGCAGACACACUCGUAUAAAGAUGAAUCUGUUGCCAUGACAAUGUUUUUGCUGCUGUUUAUUUUACAUUAUAAGGGUUUUUAAGUACCUAGGGUAUUUGGUGUUAAUUAUAAUAAUUAUGAUUACUAUGUAGUUGCCGAGAUUCGAGGUCGGGGAUUUUAUAUUGUCAAUUUUGGAAGAUUCUAAAACAAGGCAACUAUAUCGAACUUCCAGAAUGCCAACGUCACACACCCAAUUAUCUCUCCUAGUCAGCAUGUUGAAAAGAGACCGGAAUGGGGUUAGCAUUAAAGGUUUUUAUAGAGGGCGCCACCAUGUGUUAUACGUGUUAUGCCUAAAUACCUAUUUUUUUUAUGAAAUAGGAGGCAAACGAGCAGACGGAUCACCUGAUGGUAAGCGAUUACCGCCGCCCAUGGACACCCGCCUAUCUCUAGUUCUAUGAGAUCUGGAACUUCGUAUACUCUUAUAAAAAAUUUGCUACUUUUAGCCUUGAAAUUAUAAAAUACAGUAAAUUGUCUGGGACGUAUACGGGACAAAGCAUACGUCAUACGAAAGGUUAAAGGGCUAGCAUCUGGGCCAUAAAAAAAACCGGCCAAGUGCGAGUCGGACUCGCGCACCAAGGGUUCCGUACUUUUUAGUAUUUAUUGUUAUAUAUAGCGGCAACAGAAAUACAUCAUCUGUGAAAAUUCCAACUGUCUAACUAUCACGGUUCAUGAGAUACAGCCUGGUGCCAGACAGACGGCCAGCGGAGUCUUAGUAAUAGGGUCCCGUUUUUACCCUUUGGGUACGGAACCCUAAAAACAAGUCAAUGGUGGUACAGAUUUCUUGAUGACUUAUGACGUUGUUGGUAUUCUGGAGGUUUAAUAUAGUAUAUGCUAAACUAAGUAAAUGGUUACAUUCCUAUUGCAUUCAUUCAACCCGUAACCACCAACAUAAAUAUUAUAGAUUUCUAGUCUUAGUUAUAAUGGCAAAUGAAUAAAGGUGUAUAUUUUAUUUAAAA